AUGGGUGGCAAGUCUACUUACAUACGACAAGCUGGUGUCAUCGCCCUUAUGGCUCAAGUUGGCUGCUUCGUCCCUUGCAGCGAGGCGCAGAUACCUGUUUUCGACUCGAUCCUAUGCCGAGUGGGGGCGGGUGAUAGCCAACUGAAGGGAGUGUCGACGUUUAUGGCAGAAAUGCUCGAGACCGCAACCAUCCUCAGAUCUGCUACCAAGGAUUCGCUCAUCAUCAUCGACGAACUAGGACGAGGUACAUCGACGUAUGACGGCUUCGGUCUCGCAUGGGCGAUUUCAGAGUACAUUGCGUCACAAAUUCAUGCCUUCUGCAUGUUCGCCACCCACUUCCACGAGCUCACAAAUCUGGAUCAACAAAUCCCCCAUGUCAAGAACCUCCACGUCGUUGCUCAUGUCACAGAAUCGCACAAGGGGACUCGAGACCAAGACAUCACUCUUUUGUACCGUGUGGAACCUGGUGUAUCCGACCAGAGUUUCGGUAUUCAUGUCGCCGAACUUGCUAACUUCCCAGAAGAUGUCAUCAAGCUUGCAAGGAAGAAUGCUCAAGAGUUGGAAGACUUCAAUGAAGAUCAUGCCAGAGACACAACAUUCUCUUCCGAGGUCGUUGACUCAGGCAUCGAUACCGUGAAGGCCUUCUUCAAUUCCUGGUCGGCCAGCGAAAAUCUGGAGCAAAUUGAUGAAGACGUAGUCAUGGACGACGCGUCUCCUGAAGCUCAACUCGAAAGCCUCAAGCAACACCUCGAAAAAUUCCGCCCUCAGAUCGAGAGCAACCCAUGGCUCCAAUCCGUCAUCACUUCUUUGUAG
Messenger RNA from Cyclocybe aegerita, 813 nucleotides. Lineage: Eukaryota; Fungi; Basidiomycota; Agaricomycetes; Agaricales; Hemipholiotaceae. The record is from the annotation of a GenBank genome assembly.